Leptosomus discolor (cuckoo roller) is the source of this 2844-nucleotide messenger RNA. The record is from RefSeq and is a predicted model, not a curated record. Lineage: Eukaryota; Metazoa; Chordata; Aves; Leptosomiformes; Leptosomidae.
UUAACAGAGCUAUCUGAAAUUGAACCCAACGUCUUUCUUCGGCCUUUCCUGGAGGUAAUCCGUUCUGAAGACACUACAGGCCCCAUAACUGGAUUGGCCCUCACCUCUGUGAAUAAGUUCCUCUCGUAUGCACUAAUAGAUCCCAGCCAUGAGGGCACAGCGGAGGGGAUGGAGAACAUGGCAGAUGCUGUUACUCAUGCCCGAUUUGUUGGCACAGAUCAUGCGAGCGAUGAGGUUGUCUUGAUGAAAAUCCUACAGGUGUUGAGGACCUUGCUGCUCACGCCAGUUGGAGCCCACCUCACCAAUGAAUCUGUGUGUGAGAUCAUGCAGUCCUGUUUCCGCAUAUGCUUUGAAAUGAGGCUCAGUGAGUUAUUGAGAAAAUCUGCAGAGCACACUCUGGUCGACAUGGUGCAGCUGCUCUUCACAAGGUUGCCUCAGUUUAAAGAAGAGCCUAAAAGCUACAUGGGAACAAACAUAAGGAAGAUCUCUUCAUGUCUCCUCAACAAACUGGAGCUAAGUAGUGGGGAACAGCCCAAAGCACUGAAACAAUUAGAGAGGGUAUUGCUUUUUAAGAACCUGAAGUUGAAAAUGAGAGCUGGAGGAAUGAGUGAAUCAUCAAAAUGGAAAAAGCAGAAGAGAUCACCAAGGCCGCCUCGCCAUGUAACUAGGGUCUCUCCUGGGACAGAACAACCAGCAGCCAAUGCUAGUAACACUACAGCAAGUGGAGUUACUUCCAUAGAUACUCCUUCUCCCAGCUCUUCUGGGAGCUCAGAAAAUGUUUCAUCUGCGGUCAGCCCUGCUACAGACAGUGGUUUGGAGUUGUCCUCACACACUACCUUCAAGGAAGACCUGACAGACUUGGACCAAGUCACUUCUUUGGGACUUAAUAAUGAAAGUCUGAGGGAGGAGAAGAUCCAGUCAGCUUCUGUCGAGUCUAUCCCUGAGGUCCUAGAGGAAUGCACGUCUGUAGCAGAACAUUCUGACUCUGCCUCAGUUCAUGACAUGGACUAUGUAAAUCCUAGAGGUGUACGUUUUACUCAGUCUUCCCAAAAAGAAGGAGCAGCACUGGUCCCAUAUGGGCUACCAUGUAUUAGAGAACUGUUCCGCUUUCUUAUCUCACUCACCAACCCUCAUGACCGCCACAACUCUGAAGUGAUGAUCCACAUGGGGCUGCAGCUACUAACUGUUGCCCUGGAAUCAGCACCCAUUGCAAACUGCCAGUCCCUCUUGGGACUUGUGAAGGAGGAGUUGUGCCGGCACCUAUUUCAACUACUGAGUGUUGAACGGCUCAAUCUGUAUGCAACCUCCCUCAGGGUAUGCUUUCUUCUCUUUGAGAGCAUGAGAGAGCAUCUGAAAUUCCAGCUGGAGAUGUAUGUCAAGAAGCUGAUGGAAAUAAUCACUAUGGAAAACCCAAAGAUGCCCUAUGAAAUGAAGGAGAUGGCUUUAGAAGCCAUUGUUCAGCUGUGGAGGAUUCCCAGUUUCGUGACCGAGCUCUACAUUAACUAUGACUGUGACUACUACUGUGCCAACCUCUUCGAGGAGCUCACAAAGCUGCUCUCCAAGAAUGCCUUCCCAGUUUCUGGACAGCUGUAUACUGUCCAUUUGCUGUCUCUGGAAGCAUUGCUGACGGUGAUAGAUAGCACCGAGGCACAUUGCAGGGCCAAAGUGCUGAGUAACAUACAUCAAGAGAAGGAAGUUGUCAAAUCCAGCCCAGAAACCAUGAACAGCGCCAAAGAAACAAGCAAUAGUAAUGAGAGAGUACUCAGUGAGGGAAAAUCUUCCAGUGCAGUCUCAGAGCCAGCUGGGGCAUGUCCUCCCACCAGUGGGUGCCUUAUGGCUGACCAGAUGAAGGAGGGCUGCAUGGAAUUGGAAGGAGGAAGUGAGGCAGCUGAGAAGAGUAUCCCUAGGAAGCCUACUCGAUUCUCCUGUAUCCUUCCAAGCCCUCAGGAACUUAUGCAGAUUAAGAACAAAAAAAAGCUCCUGAUAACCGGCACAGAGCAGUUCAACCAAAAGCCAAAGAAAGGGAUACAGUUUCUACAGGACAAGAACCUUCUUGCCACCCCCAUUGACAACAAUGAGGUGGCCAGGUGGCUACGGGAAAAUCCUCGCCUGGACAAAAAGAUGAUUGGGGAAUUUGUGAGUGAUCGUAAGAACAUAGACUUGCUGGAAAGCUUUGUUGGGACUUUUAGCUUCCAAGGUUUAAGGCUGGAUGAAGCUUUACGACUUUACCUAGAGGCCUUCAGAUUACCAGGAGAGGCGCCCGUAAUACAGAGACUGUUGGAAGCCUUCACAGAACAUUGGAGGAAAUCAAAUGGGUCCCCAUUUGCUAAUAGUGACGCCUGCUUUGCCCUGGCCUAUGCAGUUAUUAUGUUGAACACUGACCAGCACAACCACAAUGUCCGCAAGCAGAACGUCCCAAUGACUCUGGAGGAGUUUCGGAAGAACCUGAAAGGUGUGAAUGGAGGCAAAGACUUUGAACAGGACAUAUUGGAAGACAUGUACCAUGCCAUAAAAAAUGAUGAGAUAGUGAUGCCAGAAGAACAGACGGGCCUGGUGAAGGAAAACUACAUCUGGAAUGUCCUUCUGCAUCGUGGUGCCACUGAUGAGGGAAUAUUUCUCCAUGUGCCUCCUGGAAGCUAUGACCAUGAUCUCUUCACCAUGACGUGGGGGCCAACCAUUGCAGCACUUUCUUAUGUUUUUGACAAGAGCUUAGAAGAAACAAUCAUCCAGAAGGCUAUCUCUGGUUUCAGGAAAUGUGCGAUGAUUUCUGCUCACUAUGGCCUUAGUGAUGUGUUUGACAAUCUCAUAAUUUCUCUCUGCAAGUUUACAGCCCUCAGCAGCGAG